This is a messenger RNA of Abrus precatorius (Indian licorice), 1311 nucleotides long. RefSeq names its product receptor-like protein 34. Gene Ontology annotation, molecular function: protein binding. Bases 1 to 1311 code for a protein of 436 amino acids. The record is from RefSeq and is a predicted model, not a curated record. The transcript has a single exon. NCBI's taxonomy places the organism in Eukaryota, Viridiplantae, Streptophyta, Magnoliopsida, Fabales, Fabaceae.
AUGCUAUCUACAUGGAGCGACGAUGACAGUAAUCGUGAUUGUUGCAGAUGGAAAGGCAUUCAGUGCCACAAUGAAACUGGUCAUGCACACAUGCUUGAUCUCCGUGGUCAGCAUACACAAUAUUUGCCUGGUGCAUUCAACAUCACUUCAUUGGUUCACUUGCAAAAAAUGGAGUAUUUGGAUCUCAGCUAUAAUGAUUUUCAAUCGAGUCACAUUCCAGAACUUAUUGGCUCGUUUACCUACUUAAGAUAUCUCAGUAUCUCAUAUUCGUAUUUUGCUGGGAGAAUCCCUUGUGAACUAGGAAAGCUUGCACAUUUACAAUAUAUGGGUUUAAGGUGCAAUUAUCUCUAUGGAGAAAUCCCUUAUCAACUUGGAAAUCUGUCACGGUUGAAGUAUCUUGAUCUUGGGAGAAAUUCACUUUCAGGAGCAAUCCCUUUUCAGGUUGGGAAUCUUCCUAACUUGCACACUCUAAGGCUUGGUGGCAAUUUUGAUGUUGAAUCUAAGGAUGCAGAGUGGUUGUCUAAUCUCCAUUCCUUAACAAUUAUUGAGUUGAGUUCAUUAGGUAAUCUUGGCUCCUCUCAUCACUGGCUACAAACGAUUGGCAACCUUAUCCCAAACUUAACAGAAUUAAGGUUAGUUGACUGCACUCUUUCAAACACUGACAUUCAAUCUUUGUUUUAUUCUCAUUCCAAGUUUUCCACUUCUCUUACCAUCCUUGAUCUCUCUUCCAAUAUGCUGACAUCCUCGUCGCUUCAACUCUUGUCCAACUUCAGCCAUAAUCUCCAGGAGCUUUAUCUUUCUCGUAAUAACAUUGUUUUGUCAUCUCCUCUCUUUCCAAACUUUCCUUCUCUGGUGAUCCUUUACCUUCCAUAUAAUAAUAUUACAUCAGUUGUAUUUCAAGGUAUCUUCAAAUUCAGCCCAAAACUUGAAAGUUUAUAUUUCCGAAAUUGCAGUCUUUCCGAUGAAAGUUUUCUGAUGUCAUAUGCUUCCACCAUGAAUUCAUCAUCUUCUCUUGUCACUGUUGAUCUCUCCUCAAACCUGUUGAAAUCUGCCUCUGUAUUUUACUGGCUCUUUAACUUCACCACCAAUCUUCGUUCCCUUUCCCUUAGUGAUAACCUGUUAGAAAAUCCCAUCCGUGGUGAAUUUGGGAAAGCAUUCAACUCUCUUGAAGAUCUUGACCUCUCCCGCAACAACAUACGAGGCCAGAUUCCAUCUUUCUUUGGGAACAUAUCCACGUUGCAGACGCUAGACCUGUCAUACAACAAGUUGAGCGGGGAAAUUCCUAGUUUCAUUCAAAACUCUUCAUGGUGA